Molecule: messenger RNA, 5926 nt
Organism: Sphaeramia orbicularis (orbiculate cardinalfish)
Lineage: Eukaryota; Metazoa; Chordata; Actinopteri; Kurtiformes; Apogonidae
Product: sterile alpha motif domain-containing protein 9-like
Exons: 5
Coding region: 357-5021 (1554 amino acids)
Cellular component (GO): cytoplasm
Molecular function (GO): protein binding
Source: RefSeq, a predicted model, not a curated record
AAAAAAAUGCAUGUUCCUUCCCUCCUGUGUGAUCACCUGCCCCUCCCUAAUAUGUGGCGCAUGUAUCUUCUGCUUCCAUUCCGUCUGUGUAUAUACUCCCUUUUCUCUCUAGAUCUCUGCAAUGUCAUUGUGUUUUCCCUCAGGAAGAUGUUUGUUCCAGCGUUACACAUUUCCCUGCGUCAGGUCUUCAUGUUUUAGACCCUGCCCAUGGUUUUUUGUCAACUACAGGUAUCGGUACCUCUACUUUAAUUACUGUGCUAUGAUGUUCAGUAAAAUCUAUUUGAUCUUGCUCCUGAGGUCUCGUACCCUUUAGCACUGAAGAGGAAAUGCCCAGUGAUUUCAGCAGUUGAUCUACAAUGAGCCACUCAAAGGCGGCACUGCCGCAGAUUGAAAAAUGGACAACAGAAGAUGUCCACCAGUGGUUGACAGAGGAAGUCAAGGUUGAUAAGACUUGUGCAGACAACUUUGUUGAAGAAGAAGUGUCAGGGAAAUAUUUAAUUGACUUUGAGAAGACAGAUAUCCUGGAUUUGGGAAUAAAGCAUGGGCCUGCUGUCAAAAUCAAAUCUCAUUUAAAAAAAAUAAGAGAGGGAUCAAAACAUGAGCUACAGAUUCCAGCUUAUGUGGCAAACUGGACAAAAGAGCAAGUUUACCAGUGGUUACUACAACAUGCAGAUGUAUACUCCAAGUAUGCAGAACGGCUUCAUGAGGAGGAUGUGUGUGGAGACUGCCUGGUCUGCUUUGAGAAGCAGGACUUUCUGGAUCUGGAUGUGAAAAACGGUCCUGCUGUCAGAAUUCUGAAAGAACUUCACAAGCUGAAAGAUAAACCAGAACCAGCACUGGAACCCAUCCUUCCUCCCACUGCACUCCAGAAGGACGCCCCACAGCCCACUCAACCUGAACUGAACCCUUCGCAACAACCACAACCCUUCGACAAUACAGAUCUGAAAAAAGAAGAAAUAAACAGAAAUGCACUCAGUAAGACUCCUAUGCCUGCGGAGACAGUUCUAGAAGAGAACAAAAGUCAACACACAGGGAAGCAGCAGGAGCCAAAGCCACUGGGCUCAAAGACGAAUGAAGAUGUGAAACAAAAGAUACCCCAAACCCAAAACACAAACUGUUGGGAUGGUGAGACACUCCAGAGCAGUUUGAAGAUUCAGAAAAUCCUAGCUGACCUUCUGAAAGAGGAGCUUAAGACAUUUCAUUUCCAUUUACAAGAAUACCGCAGACAUAAGAAUCAACCUAUUCCUCGUGGAAAUUUGGAGGGCAAGGACACCAUAGACACUGCAAAGUUAUUGCUUAGUCACUAUGGAAACGUGGAUGCAUUACAGGUUACACGAGAUAUUCUUUACCAGAUCGAUCAACGGGAUCUUGCUUCUCGACUGGAAAAAGAUAUGGGUCCACUGAAGCUGCAGAGCCAUUCAGAUGAUGCUUUGAAGAGAGAAUCUCACCAGGGUGAUAAACUGAAAAAUCUGUUAACUUGUGGUGGGAACUCACUUGACAACUAUGACAGAUUUGUUGUUAUUGUAAACAAAAGUAAACCAGGACAGGCGGAGCACCUUCAGUUUCUGAGUACACUGAAGCUGUUCUGUGUGUUAGACUUGGAUCCAAACUCUAAUGCUCCAGGUGGAGUGUGCCAUUCCUACAGAGACACAAGAGUGGCCAAUCUGCACAUCCCAUCACAGUAUCAAGGGCAGACAGACUCUGUGAUUAAAAAUCUGAACCUUAACCAGCAGACCAGCUGGGUGUUCUGUAAUGGAAGAAAUGACAUUGACGAUGAGUCCAACAAAGAGCUGGAUUAUAAGAACUGGUUAAGGAAAUCUUGUAGUGAUGUAGAACAACUGGUUUCAUUCAUUUGCACACCUGAUGUCCUUGAUGGCAUAGGCCUAAUCAUAUUCCUCCUACUUUCCCCUGUGGACAGUGAGAAAGACCCCAUUUUUGACAUCUACAAGAGUUUCUUAAAACGCACUGAUGAGGAAAACAUCAUCACUAUAUGUGAAUCUCAGAGCACAUAUUUGAAAUGGAAGGAGCUAACCCAGGAAAAGUGUGACUCUGACAUUGACCCACUAUCCAUAUAUGAGCUGACCCUCAGCCAGGUCAAUGGUACUGUAAUGGCACUGGAGCCGUUCAACCAAACAGAAAAGCUUCUUCCCUCUUCUGACUCCAGUGCUGUUGUUCUGAAACAGAAGGAUGAAGAUUUGAUGACAGCUCUUGACAUUUUGUGUCUGAAUCACUGUGAGAACGGAUAUGAUGAAAACAGUUCAGAAUUCGCUGCCUUCAGAAUGAAAGUUGAAGAGGAAUUCUACAGAGGAGGGAAAGUCAAAUGGUGGAACUUCUACUUCUGUGACAUAGAUAAAGACAGGCCAUUUAUUAAGAGGGACAAGUAUGAAAGUCUGAAGAAACUGGUUAGAAACCAGCAAGAUUCAAACAACACUUGUGUUCUGCUCAAUUUCUUCCAUCAUCCAGGAUGUGGUGGAACCACCUUGGCAAUGCAUGUGAUGUGGGAUCUCCGGAAAGAGUUCAGAUGUGCUGUGCUCAAGGACAACACACUGCCAAAAGCAGAAGUGGCUGAUCAAGUUAUAAAACUCAUGAAGCUUGAAAGUGGGAAGCCAUCUCCAGUUCUGCUAUUAGUUGAUGAUUCAAAAGAUACACAAAACGCGUAUGAGCUUGUAUAUUGCAUCCGUAAAGCUCGAGAGGGUUAUUCAAACAGAAAUACAGAUGAUACAAAAAACAGCAAAGUCAUUAUCCUUAACUGUGUCCGUUCCCAAAGUCCUAAAGAGCAAUACAAGCAGCAGAAUCCAAUGCAGUCCCAGUUCAUUACUGCUUCACUGACAAAAGAAGAACAGAGGGACUUUGAGAAGAAGCUUAAAGAGCUCAAAGAAACUCAUGAAAAGCCUGAAAAUUUCUACAGUUUCAUGAUCAUGAAAAGUAAUUUUGACAGAAAAUACACAGCAGACCUUGCUCACAACACACUGGAGAACUUUGAUUUCAACACAAAGCAGGCUCAGCUAUUUGCUUUUCUUGCCCUACUGAACACUUACGUGACAAAAUCCGAAAUAUCUCUCUCCUGCUGUAAGGAUUUUUGUGAGAUAAAAAUGCUUCGCUGGCAUGCAGACAAUGUAUUAGACAGAAUGAAGCCUUACUCAAACUUACUAACUAUAGUCAAACGAGGGGGAGGCCGCAAAGGAGUCACAAUUCUUCAUCACUUAAUAGCAACUGCAUGUCUGGAAGAACUGGAGAAAAGCCACUCGCUAAAAGUAAGUGACAUUGCCAUGGAGAUUCUUGAAUGUGAUCUGUUCUUCAGAGAUGCAUCUGUCCAAAGCAGAUUCAUGGUGUCCAUUAGGCGAAUGCUGAUAGAGAGGCAACGCAAGAAAGAUGGAGAUGAGAGAGAACCAUUUUCUCCUUUCAUAGAUAAAGUCCACAGCCAGCAAGGACGACAAACUGUCCAAGAAAUUUUUGAGAAAGCAUCCUCCAAGUUUGAGACCCUUGCAUCCAUUCCUCAAGCACUGGCAAGGUACUUGUAUAUCAAUGAGCGCGACUUCCCAGAGGCUCUGAAAUGGGCGGAAAAUGCAAAAAACAUCACAGAAAACCCAUACACCUUUGACACAAUUGGGCAGGUUCACAAAAGCAACCUGAAAUCAAACAUCGAUAGAGUAAAGCAAGAGACAUCACACAACCCAGAUGACCUGAAGACCAACAUCAAAAUAGCAGAAAAUGCAAUCACAGCAUUUAAAAGAGCUCAAGAGCUGGAAAGAACAGAGGAUGAACUAGAGGAGGAAACAGCUGAUGAUGACUCAGAGGACUAUCCCAAAAACUCAUACAAUGUUAAGGGCUAUGUUGGAGUGCUGGAUAUUGCCUUUCUAGUCUUUGAGAUAUUGGGCAGAUUGCCCCUCUUUGAGGAAAGUGAUCCAAAGAAGAAAAAGUACUUAAAAUGUUUUUUAGAGAAAGAAAUUCCAAUCUCUAGCAUGUAUACGGAGAGUAAUGAGAUCAACAGAUAUGUAAAGAUCAUCAAUGAAAAUGAAUACUUUCUCCUGAAUCUGAAAACUGAAGUAAAAGACAUAUUUGAACAUCUUGAGUGUUACUACACAUAUUUCAAAGCAAACACUUCAGAAUUUGAUUCAAAGAACCGCUUAAUAGUCACUGGUCAUUUCAAAAAGUAUGUGAUGCUUUUUUGCACUGAACCAGAAGAAAAGAAAAAAGAACGACACAACAAUCCAAAUCUCAGUGUGAAAAUUAUUACUGAAGAACGAAGACUGUUUCUGGAAUGGAAACGUGCAGACACAUUUGCAGGGAUUCUUCAGCACCUUGACAAACCUCCUCAAGAGAUCGAGAGGAUCACAGAAUGCUACGCGUUCCUGCAGCAACAGCAGCAGUUUGACAGCAAAGGCCAAAAGAUGAAAGAAACAAUAAAUUACCUUCUGUCAAACGUUGUUCUUAACCUUUUGAAACCCACAUCUAAACAUGUGCAGAGUUACAGCUUCCUCUCCACUUUGCUUCUGAAAACUCUGCAAGAUGUAGGGCUAUACUACCGUUUUCCAGAUCCCUAUUACCUGGCUUUACUGUUGUUUUGGCCAAGUCCUUCAGAACAAAACCCAGAAAUUGGUAAAUAUAUUAGUGCAAUAAAAAACUCAUCUCGCAAGCGGCUGAAUUUAUUAGUCAAAAACAGAGGCACAGUUGCUCAUGUCUACCUAGGGAAAGGAAAGGGAUUCAAGAGGCUCGUCUCUAAACCUCAGCUAGAUAAGAAUUUCAGAGAGAUGGACCGUGGCAUAGACAGAUGUGCCUUGGCACAACUUUGGCGAAGUGGAGAUAUUUUCAAAUACGAAAAGAUCAUCAACCGCCUCCAUCGAGUCAGUGGAACCAUUGAGCAAGGACAGGUCUACGCCACCUAUGGUACACUGAAACUCCCUGUGCACCCAGCUCUUGGUGCUGGCAUAAGAAGUGGGUGGAGCACUGAGAAGGUUUCCUUUUACCUUGGUUUUGCUAUUGAUGGACCCCUUGCUUAUGAUAUCCAGUAUGAAAGUUAAGGCAGCUAACUUUACAGACAAAAACAAGUCCCUGUCCAUAAAGACACACUGACAAAAGUUUUGCAGACAGAAACUUGUUAUGUUGAACAAAACUGACUGUAUGUUAAUUCUCUGAUCUACUGGUGCACCGCAAGGAUGUGUCCUCUGUCCUCUGCUGUAUAUACUGAAAACCAGUGACUGCCCCAGUAUGUAUGAAAACCAUCAGAUAUUGAAGUUUGCAGGUGACAGUCAUAAUGAGCCUGCUGAACAGUACUGAAACCUCUCAUGGUACUGACGCUAUUUUUUUUUUUUUUUUUAAAUGGUGUCAAGAAUUUUUUUGUUUUUACCUUUGAAUGUUUCUAAGACGAUGUGUAUUAUAUGCGUACUGGUUUUAUAAUGCCAUUCCUGUACAUUCUGACUAUGUCUGUUAACGCUUUUUCAUCAUUUAAGAAUUUUUUGGUUUCUAUCUAAAGAUGCAGCACUUCUGGCAGGGGCAAUAUAAUACACAAAACAGUCUGUAAAUAUCAUAUAAUAACCUGAAAAAUAAACAACUGCUGAUUUUCUUGCAGGAGCCCACUGACCUAGCAUCACUAACUGCAUUUUGGACCGGACCCCCUCCGGCCCUUGGCUGCGCCUAGAAAUUCUGUCCAUAAAAAUUAUGAACAGAACCGGUGACAAAGGGCCCCACUGUUCUCAAUUUAUAUAAAUUAAAUAACAAACUUAAAAAACAAACAAACACUGAAACAUGUAAAAACCAAACAAGCCUUGACCGUGUAUGGAAAUUUUAAUGUAUUGAUACCUGAGUAGACCUCUGUCUUUUAUUUUAGUUUAUAUACAGGGUGGGGAAGCAAAAUUUACAAUAUUUUGAGGUAGGGAUUGAAAGACAGUGUAUGACCAAUUAGUUUAUUGAAAGUCAUGAGAAUUUA